Molecule: messenger RNA, 3275 nt
Organism: Morus notabilis
Lineage: Eukaryota; Viridiplantae; Streptophyta; Magnoliopsida; Rosales; Moraceae
Product: protein FAR1-RELATED SEQUENCE 2
Exons: 10
Coding region: 307-2850 (847 amino acids)
Biological process (GO): regulation of DNA-templated transcription
Molecular function (GO): zinc ion binding
Source: RefSeq, a predicted model, not a curated record
UUGAGUAGAAAAAAGAAAAAAGAAGAAGAAAACCCAUGAACCGAAUAUUGCGGGUCAGUAAGCUAAAUCGGGUCUCUCUCUCUCUCUCUCUCUUCUCGUUUCAGCAUUUUCCUUUUGGUUCGGUUCAUGAGAAAACGAGAGCAAAAAAUACAGAAAAUUUAAGGUGAAAUCGGUCGUUUUUGAUCUAGUCCCACAAAUGUAUCGCCGAUGAUUUUUCCGGCAAACGGAAAAUCUGAUGCUAGGAGGUCACUGAGCUCUCAAAUACAAGUGAAAUCCUUUUAGUUGAAUAAGAUAGUUUUUUCUUCUAUGGAGAUAGAUCUUGAACAGCCUUCCUGUGAGCAGGAGAAAUUAGAUGUUGGUUCAAAUUCGAAUGCCGAUGUUGUCGAUGAAACUGACGAGGUUCAUGUCGAGGAAGAGCAUGCAAAUUCUCGGGUGUUUAGUGAAUGCUGUGGCAAGGAAGAUGAUGAAUCAAAUGCUGAUGAAAUCAUUUCCAGUGGUCGGGACCAAGUGGAUGUAAAUGUCGUUGGCCUGGAUGUUGUUAACGAAGGGUCUAUUCGUGAGCCCUGUAAUGGUUUGGAAUUCGAAUCGAAGGAGGAAGCCUACUCUUUUUAUAGGGAAUAUGCUCGUUCCGUGGGAUUUGGUAUCACGAUUAAGGCCAGUAGGCGCUCGAAGAAGUCUGGAAAGUUUAUUGAUAUAAAAAUUGCGUGUUCUAGAUUUGGAAGUAAGCGUGAGUCUGGCACGGCUGUGAAUCCAAGACCGUGUAUAAAAACGGACUGCAAGGCAGGAAUGCAUAUGAAGAGGAAAGAUGAUGGGAAAUGGGUCAUACAUAGUUUUGUAAAGGAGCAUAAUCACAAUAUUUAUCCGGAUGAUUUUUUAUAUGCUAUGUGCAGGAAGAAAAAAGAUCCUACUAAGGUUGCUUGUGAGAAGAAAGGUUUGCAGGUGGCUUUAGAUGAUGGAGAUAUACAACUAAUGCUUGAAUUUUUCAUGCAUAUGCAGGAGGAGAAUCAUAACUUCUUCUACUCCAUAGAUUUGGACCACAAAAAAGGCCUAAAAAAUGUAUUAUGGGUUGAUGCAAAAGGUAGGCAUGAGUAUAUCAAUUUUUGCGAUGUAGUUUUCUUCGAUACCUUUUAUCUUACAAAAAAGUAUAAGAUACCGUUUCUCCCUAUAGCUGGAGUUAAUCACCAUUUCCAGUAUAUUUUGCUUGGAUGUGCAUUGAUUGGGGAAGAGACUACGUCUACUUUUGUUUGGUUGAUGCGGACAUGGCUUAAAGCAGUAGGUGGCCAAGCUCCGAGAGUGAUUAUUACCGAUCAAGAGAAAGCCUUGAAAGAAGCGGUAGUGGAUGUAUUUCCUGAUGCACGCCACUGUUUUUGCUUAUGGCAUGUCUUGAGAAGGAUACCGGAGAAUUUGGGUUGUGCAGUAGUGGAGAAACAAAAUUUUAUGGAAAAAUUCAACAAGAGCAUUCGUCGAUCUUGGACUGAUGAACAAUUCGAAAGGAGAUGGCAGAAGCUGGUUGAUGGAUUUGACCUAAAAGAGGAUGAAGGGGUGCAAUCAUUAUAUGAAGAUCGUAAAAGUUGGGCACCAGCUUACAUGGAGGAUGUGUUUUUAGCUGGAAUGUCCACGACUGAGCGAGCUGAGAGCAUAACUGCAUUCUUGGAUAGGUACAUUUGUCCAGAGACCACAUUUAAGGAGUUUGUUGAGCUGCAUCGGAAAAUUUUGGAAGACUUGUAUAACAUGGAAGCAAAUGCCGACUUUGAAUCACGUCACCAGCAACAAGGAUUAAGAUCUUUGUUGAGUUUUGAGAAACAAAUGUCACCGGUUUAUACAGAAGUAAUAUUUAAGCAAUUUCAGGUCGAGGUUUCAGGUGUAGUUUCUUGUCAUCUGCAAAAAGAUAGUGAAAAUGAAGCAACUGUAGUCUUUCGGGUUGAUGAUUCUAAAGAACACCAAAGCUUCGUCGUAGCUUGGAAUGCAGAAGAGUUGCAAAUACGCUGUUUAUGUCGUUCUUUUGAAUAUAGGGGAUUUCUUUGUAGACAUGCAUUACUUGUCUUUCAAAUGUCUGGUGUUUCUUGCAUCCCAUCCCACUACAUUUUGAAGCGAUGGACGAAAGAUGCAAAGGUUGGGCAGACUGUUACCGACAUACCGCAGAGGCAUAACUUUAGGUUGCAACGCUUCCAUGACCUGUGUAAAUUUGCCACUAAGUUGGGUGAGGCGGGGUCUUUAUCUCUAGAAACUUAUCACACCGCUUUUCGGACAUUAGAGGAGGCAUUAAAAAAUUGUGUUGAUGUUAACAACUCUGUGCGGGAUAUUUUGGGAUCCAACAUUUCAACUGUUGAUGGUCAUAUUGAUGUCGAACAUAAUCACGGGGCCAUCAAGGCAUCUAAGAAAAAGAAAACAUACAAGAAAAGAAAGGUACAAUCUGAGCUGGAGGGAGUAACCAUGCGGAUACAGGACAGUGUCCCUCAGAUGAACACCAGAGCAGAUGACCUUGACAGUGGUUACAUCCCUCAACAGGACAUGCAAAGAGGGGAACUUGAUUCUAGAGCUCAAGCCCUUGAUGGCUAUUAUAUUGCUCCGCAUGGUAUCCAAGGAGUGUUAAACUCAAUUUCCCCUAUCCGUGGUAGUUACUAUACACAGGGCAUGCAGCUGCAUUCUGUGCCAACGCGGGUUGUUCACUAUGGGAACCAACAGAAUAUGCAAGGACUGUUGCAAGGACAUGUUGGUUUCAAGGUGCCAACCGCGCAUGGCUGUUUUGACCUUGAGGGCAAUCUGCAAAAUAUGGAACAAUCUGUGGCUUCCUCACAGUAUCACAGCAUUGCAUCAAAGCAUUUGCAGGUUAAGCACCUUUCCAGGUAGUUGGAUCACAUAUCCUUUCAAAAUAGAUGACCCAGAAGAGGAGAUUUUAAAAACAUCCUCAAACAAAAUGGGGUUUGAAAUGUUUUUCCUCUCCUCCAAAAGUCCCCUUUCCAUAUUUUGACUGUAAAAAGCGUCAUGUAUAUUUCGUGUCAUGUGUUCAGUAGAUUUUCCAGUGAGAUGAAGUUAUUGCCAAUUUCUUCCUUUUCUUCAUUCGUCUUUUUUCUUCUGGUCUUCCUUAUAUACAAACUUUAAUUUAUACAAAGAGGAAAAGGGAAGAAAACAUCAUGUCUCCUGCUAUAGAUUUACCUGUAGUAGAAAGGACAAACACUCGUAUGUUUCUUUUCAUCCUUUGAAAAGCAUUGCCCUUUUCCAAGAACCUGUUUAUAAAUAUGGCAAUAUGCCUUGUGUACAUUUUGUGCAACCAU